AUGCUGACGUCCAGGGUUUGGGGGGUAGUUCUGGUAACAUUCACUAGCCUCAUCAGUGCACAAGAGGCACUUUGUGCUCAAGUCAGUGAGAGAAUAGGAAGGUCCUCAUCAGUCCCAGCUAGCCUGGCCUUACAAUGCCUGCGAUCGGUUCCACUUCAGACAGAAAGCGCACUCACGCAGCUGACGGGACUGCGACUUUUGCUCGGCUUCCAGAGUGAUCUGGCUUAUCUCAACAGCUCGCAACCAGCAAGACUCUAUCCUGAUGUUGACAUACUGGGCGGACUCGAUACUUUGCAAGCGCGUCUCCAACAAGACUUCUAUCCGAACGAGUACGACUUCCAGGCCGACCUGGCCCGGCUGAUUGCUUCAGCCUACGACGGACACCUGUCAUACAUUCCAGACAUUGUCGGCACAUUUGCGUUCCUUCGCAUCGCUCGCUCGGGAGAUAGGUUUCCUCUGAUUUCGGUAUCAUCCGAUGGGGUCGAGCUGCCAGAAGUAUAUGCCUACCAAGACAGGUUUAUUCUUGCAGCAACGAGCGCACGAACGACCUUUGUCCCUUCGCCAGUCGUCCAGAUUAAUGGCCAGGAUGUUCAGGACUUCUUGAAUCAGCAAGCUGCUUUAGCAGGGUCAUAUCAUGAUCCGGAUGCCAACUACAACCUACUAUUCCCGACCGAGCUUGCACCGGAGAGUGGAACCAUCUUUGAAGAGUUUCGUUUCUUCGACGAGAGCGACGAGACAAAGUUGACCUAUGCGAACGAUACUGAGGUGAUAUUGAGCGUCAGAGCGCUCUCCACGAGUGACCUCACGGGUAUCGCAGAUGGUGAAAGUUUCUUCGGGAGGUGCUGCAAUGGGACCAUUGAGGACUUGCUCUCUGAAGAAAUGGGGUCGCGAAACAUGGUCUCGGCUGUUGGCCUGUCGGAGGCACUCCAGCAGUCAGCUUCAAUGAACGUUGUACCAGCUCGUCCACGCCUGAGAUCUGCGGAGCUAGAGAAAAGACAAGCCGACUCAGACCGCCCGCAGUUUCCAACGGAAGUCGUUGCUUACGCGAGCCGGGUUUCUGGAUACUUCCCAGAAUCAAAUUCAGAUCUGGCGGUGCUGGCGAUUUCGACCUUUCAGAACGCUCUCGACGAAGUUGCGGACUUCCAGUCUACAAUUGGUGACUUUUUGGCAAUUUCUGAAGAAGCAGGCAAGACUCGACUUAUCAUCGAUCUUCGCGGGAACCCAGGCGGUCUCGGCUUCCUUGCGCACGAUACAUUUCGUCAGAUCUUCCCUACAGCAUUCCCGUAUGAUGCAGUGAACUUUCGGGCAGUUCCACUAUUUGACCUUACUGGGCGUGUUGUAAGCCAGGCCUUUUCAAGCGCCAGUGCAGAAGAUUUCGACAAUCCUCUAUCCGCACCUCCAUUCUUCUCGGGAGCAUACCCCUUUAACUAUCGCCAACAGCUUGAUGCGAACAACGAGACUUUCCAGUCUUGGCCGGAUCUCUUUACGUCUCUAGUCCGACCCAACCUGACGAACAUUUUGCAGACUCAAUUCCCGGUGUUCCCUGAGGGUCGAACAGCUGCUGAGGCUGCUCGUCCACAAGUAUUUGAUCCUCAGAACAUUGUGCUACUGCAGGACGGCGGGUGUGCAUCCACGUGUGCGCUCUUCAGCGAGUUCAUGAAGAGCAACGCACCAGGAGAUCAAAACGUACGCCAAGUAGUAGUAGGUGGUCGUCGGCAGACAGGUCCUGCUCAGGGCGUUGGAGGCAUCAAAGGCGGACAGCUGGGUCUGUUGGUCGCACUGGAUCAAGGGGUGUUAAGCGCAGUGAGCUCGGCGUCGAUCGAAGAACUGCUCAAAUUUCAAGCCGAUCUCCGCCAAGACGAUAUCGCGGCUGCCAUCGUUGCCCUGAAUCGUGCGACGACUACCAGCUCCGGGGUUGGAGAUGCACCACCGGGUGGUCUGCCAGCAGGGAGCGUAAACUUCCGCAACAGUAUCCGCGAAGGCGACAGCACUGUGACUCCUCUUCAGUACGUCUACGACGCCGCCGACUACCGGAUCUUCUAUACAGCUCCUAUGUAUACGUCCCAGGAAGAACUCUGGCGUAAGGUGUAUGAGGUCUCAUGGGAGGACGGGCGCUGUGUUGCGGAUUCCACAGGCCAUCCUUCAGCACAGCCAGUAACCAACUAUGCCGAAAUCGAGAUACCAGAGAAUUCUUGA
Messenger RNA from Fulvia fulva, 2196 nucleotides. Its product is annotated as Peptidase S41 family protein ustP. The record is from RefSeq and is a predicted model, not a curated record. Gene Ontology annotation, molecular function: serine-type peptidase activity. Bases 1 to 2196 code for a protein of 731 amino acids. Lineage: Eukaryota; Fungi; Ascomycota; Dothideomycetes; Mycosphaerellales; Mycosphaerellaceae. Gene Ontology annotation, biological process: proteolysis. The transcript has 2 exons.